AUGAGAGUAAGACGACCGCCACCAGCGGACGCAGACCAACCCAGAGAAGGUGACAUAUUGGCCAAGAAGGGAUAUUCAGGAGAGCUAGUGAAAGGUACAGACCAAAGAUAUCGCCAGAUUAAGGGAAGAGCAGAAGAACCAGCACUUGAGACUGCCCUUGGACGUGUGUCCGACCUUGUUCCACUUGAAGAUGCUAUCGAUACACACUACCCAGCUCAACGCAUUAUUAUUAGCAACUUUGUUCGAAAUGGCUGUCGAAUUAAGCGUUGGCUAUACGAAGAUGCUUAUCCAAUAAACUGCCCCAGGCCAAGCAUUGGCGAUCUUGUAUGUAGCGGACCCACGAAAAUCGUUGAGUACUUUUAA
Cooperia oncophora is the source of this 363-nucleotide messenger RNA. The record is from the annotation of a GenBank genome assembly. Lineage: Eukaryota; Metazoa; Nematoda; Chromadorea; Rhabditida; Trichostrongylidae.